AUGACUCGUGGAUUAGUUAUGUCCGUUACAAAGCGACUGAUUCUCAUCAACGUCAUUCCAACGUUGUUCAUCAUCUUCUUUUCCGAAGUAAUCCCUCAAGUCCUCUGCACUAAGUACGCUCUACCAAUAGGAAGCCGUUGUCGUCAUCUGAUGGUAUUCUUCAUGGUACUAACCUUUCCGGCGAGCUAUCCUUUGUCGAAGCUGCUCGACUGCUUGAUAGGAAAAGAGAUGCGUAUGUCGAUAGAUCGCCGAAUGCUGGGCGGUUUGAUGCGUCAGCAGCAACAACAACAGCAGAAGUACGAAACUGUAAACAUGGCCGACGUUGUGGAAAACGCGAUGAAUCUGCAAGUACGACGCGUCCGUGACGUCAUGACACCGAUCGAGAAGGUGUUUAUGAUAUCGGACAAAACGGAAGUAAAUGCUAAGCUGAAAGUACAGCUGAAUGAGAAUCGACACACACGAAUCCCAGUCUACAAAGGCAACGACCGCAAUUGUGUA
Molecule: messenger RNA, 498 nt
Organism: Cooperia oncophora
Lineage: Eukaryota; Metazoa; Nematoda; Chromadorea; Rhabditida; Trichostrongylidae
Source: the annotation of a GenBank genome assembly